CCUUAUUUCUGUGAUUAAAGCAAGCCAUCCACCAUCCAGCUCCCAAACCGCGUGUCCCGCCUCUUCUCUCACUUCGGCUCUCCACAUUCGUUAGGUGCUUCUUCGCAAUUUUGACGAUGCAUUCUUUGAACGCCGCUCUCCUGGCACUGCUCGCCAUCCGCUGCAAUGGCCAGCAGAUGCCAUCUGGGAUCCUGGGUUUCAACUCGGGCGCCACCAAGGACAACAAUGCCGCCAAGGCUCAGUCCGAUUUCCAAGACGAGUUCACGACGGCCCAGGAUCUCCGGGGGUCCCCGGGGCUCUUCAACAGCGUGCGGCUGUACACCAUGAUCCAAGCCGGCACCCAGACCGACCCCAUCUCGGCUUUUCCUGCAGCCCUUGCAACCAACACCUCGAUGCUGCUUGGCAUUUGGUGCUCGGGCACUGAAUCAAUUGAGAAAGAACUGACUGCGAUGCAAAAGGCCAUCGACCAGCAUGGUCAACAAUUCGCCGACCUUGUCGUGGCCAUCUCUGUUGGAAGCGAGGACCUCUACCGUGCCUCAGAAUCCGGCGUACAGAACGAUGCAGGAAUAGGACAGGGACCAGACACAAUCGUGAAGUUUAUCCGCGAUGUCCGUGCUGCCAUCAAUGGCACAAUCCUCAGCGAUAAGCCGGUUGGGCACGUCGACUCGUGGAGCGCGUGGGCGAACGAGAGCAACAGUGCCGUCGUCCAGGAGGUCGACUGGCUGGGGACCGACGUCUACCCUUACUACGAACGAGACAAGGGCAACGACUUCAGCAACGCCACGACCAUCUUCGAUUACAUCUACGGACAAUCUCUCAAUGCCUCCCAGGGGAAGCCUGUCUGGGUGACCGAGACGGGCUACCCGGGCUCGGGCCCGGAUUUUGGACAGGCCGUCGCCAGCGUAUCCAACGCCGGUCAGUACUGGCAGGAGAUUGGGUGCGACAGGCUCUUUGGACGGGUCAAUACGUGGUGGUAUACUCUGAGGGACUCCAAUCCUGCGAACAAGGAGAAGUUUGCCAUCACCGACGACUUGAGCUCCACGGCCAAGUUCAACCUCACUUGCGCUCCUGGCAGUGGAGCCCCUGUUGCCAUUAAUCUUCAGUCCUCGGCACCCUCGGUUUACUUUGACCAUGUCCUUUUCAUGUUAUCUGUACUCACAAUCGGUUUCUGGGUCGUUCUGUAG
Molecule: messenger RNA, 1184 nt
Organism: Diaporthe batatas
Lineage: Eukaryota; Fungi; Ascomycota; Sordariomycetes; Diaporthales; Diaporthaceae
Exons: 1
Coding region: 117-1184 (355 amino acids)
Biological process (GO): cell wall organization
Cellular component (GO): extracellular region; fungal-type cell wall; cell surface
Molecular function (GO): glucan endo-1,3-beta-D-glucosidase activity; 1,3-beta-glucanosyltransferase activity
Source: RefSeq, a predicted model, not a curated record